AUGAAGCUCAUACGGUUUUUGAGGAAAUGCAAAGGUGAGAAGGUUAAUGUUGAGACGAAGGAAGGUAGAAAAGUUGGGGGAAAGAUAGUCUCUGUCGACAAGACAAUGAAUGUAGAGAUAGAAGACGCCAUGGUUGAUGGCGAGCCUGCGGGCACUUACACGGUGAGGGGAAGCUCCAUCAGAUACAUCAUGUUCAGGGACGACAUCUGCUUCAAGCCGUUGCUAGUUGAUGACAGGCCAAGAAGCAGACCUAAGGACCAAGAUACAAGCGGGGUUAAGAGGAGAAAAACAAAGGUGUAA
Encephalitozoon hellem ATCC 50504 is the source of this 300-nucleotide messenger RNA. Its product is annotated as small nuclear ribonucleoprotein. Gene Ontology annotation, molecular function: RNA binding. The record is from RefSeq and is a predicted model, not a curated record. Gene Ontology annotation, biological process: RNA processing; spliceosomal snRNP assembly. Gene Ontology annotation, cellular component: pICln-Sm protein complex; U5 snRNP; U1 snRNP. Lineage: Eukaryota; Fungi; Microsporidia; Unikaryonidae. The transcript has a single exon. The coding region runs from base 1 to 300 and encodes 99 amino acids.